This is a messenger RNA of Melanotaenia boesemani (Boeseman's rainbowfish), 7674 nucleotides long. RefSeq names its product tensin 2a (gene tns2a). The record is from RefSeq and is a predicted model, not a curated record. The coding region runs from base 543 to 5702 and encodes 1719 amino acids. Gene Ontology annotation, biological process: peptidyl-tyrosine dephosphorylation. NCBI's taxonomy places the organism in Eukaryota, Metazoa, Chordata, Actinopteri, Atheriniformes, Melanotaeniidae. Gene Ontology annotation, molecular function: protein tyrosine phosphatase activity; protein binding. The transcript has 28 exons.
GGGAGAGACAUGUUCUUGGGAUGGGAUGACUGAAGGAAGGCAGCAGAAGGAGAGAAAAAGAGAAGGAAGAAACACAGGAGAGUUUCACAGGAUGGAAAGACGAUAGAAUGUUGUGUUUUAGUCUAGAGUAGAAGGAUGUAGUGAGAAAGUAAAGAAAGUGAGCUUAAGAAAGUUUCUGUUUGUAGCUGAGCGUGGGAAACAAAGAGGGGCAGCGGGUGGAGGCACAGAAAUGGGGAGUCCACAUGUGACUGGAGCAGGGCUGAGUCAGAUAGAGAGGUGUUUUUAAACUGAGGGUUUCAAAAGAAGCAGAGAAAGACAGAGUCCUUCCCUGUGUCCCUGCAGCACGGCUGAACAAGAGCCAGGAAAAGGGGAAGGGCCUCCGUCUCCUCCUCUCCAGCUGACAAAAACAGCUGCCCAGGAACCCAGGGCUGGAGCCUGUUUACAGGGAUAAGGGGGUGAAGAAGAAGACACAGAGGGAAAGAGGAGGAGGAGAAAGGAGGACAGACAGCAGAAAGAGAGAAUCCAGGACCCCAUCCACCUUUAUGGGUUGUGUCCUGAGCUUGGACUGGUGUGGGGAGGGAGAGGUGCAACCAGUGCCGGUGGUCAGGGGCUCGUCUCUGAAGAGAAGGAGUCUGGAGAGGAGUGAGAGUGGCAGGAUGAGGCUGACAAAGCAGGCAGGGAAAGGAGAGCCACACGUCUUCAAGGAGAAGACUUUCAAGAAGAGACGGCAGUGCAGUGUGUGUCGGCAGAGCGUCGACAACGUGGGCUCAUUCUGCAGAGUAUGCAAAACAGCCGCCCACAGGAAGUGCGAGGCCAAGGUGACCUCUGCAUGCAUCCCAGCCCCCACCAAUGAUCUGCAGCGUAGAGGGACUGCUCCUUCUCGACACAUCCAACACCUGGGAUCUACCAAGUCUCUAACUUACACCAAACAGAGAAACACCUUGCCAAGGAGUUUCAGCGUGGACCGUGUAAUGGAGCGUGUAAUGGAGCGCCACUAUGACUUUGACCUGACGUACAUCACAGAGAGGAUCAUCUCUGUCUUUUUCCCACCGAAGCUGGAAGAGCAGAGAUACCGCCUCAACCUGAAGGAGGUGGCUGCCAUGCUCAAGUCCAAACAUCAGGACAAAUUUCUGCUCCUGAAUCUUUCUGAAAGACGGCACGAUAUCACCCGACUAAAUCCAAAGGUUCAUGACUUUGGCUGGCCCGACCUGCAUGCUCCACCCCUGGAUAAGAUCUGCGCCAUAUGUAAGGCCAUGGAGAACUGGCUGACCUCUGACCCCCAGCACGUGGUGGUCUUACACUGCAAGGGCAACAAAGGUAAAACAGGAGUUAUUAUUGCAGCCUACAUGCACUACAGCAAGAUCUCUGCAGGGGCGGACCAGGCUCUCAGUACUCUCGCCAUGAGAAAGUUCUGUGAAGAUAAGGUGUCCUCUUCCCUACAACCAUCCCAAAACAGGUAUAUCUAUUACUUUGGAGGUCUUCUCUCUGGGGCAAUAAAGAUGAACAGCAGCCCUCUCUUCCUCCACCAAGUCCUCAUCCCAUCACUCCCCAACUUUCAGAAUGAAGGAGGUUAUUACCCUUUCUUGAAGAUCUACCAGUCCAUGCAGUUGGUCUACACUUCAGGCAUAUAUGAUCUUCAAGGCACUGGAGGCAGGCGACUGUGUGUGACCAUUGAACCGGCACUGUUACUUAAGGGUGACAUCAUGGUCAAAUGCUACCACAGGCGAGCCCAGAGUGCUGACAGAGACACCGUGUUUAGGCUGCAGUUCCACACCUGCACCAUCCACGGAUCCCAGCUCUGGUUUGGCAAAGGAGAGCUGGAUCAAGCCUGCACUGAUGAGCGUUUUCCAUCUGAUGCUACCGUGGAGUUUAUCUUCUCUUCCGGACCAGAGAGGAUCAAAGGCCGUGAAUACCAGAAGAACGACCCUGCAGUCACAGUUGACUACAACACUGCUGACCCGGUGGUUCGCUGGGACUCCUAUGAGAACUUUAAUCAGCGAUAUCAGGACAGCCUGGAGGAUAUUGCCCACACCAGAGGUCCCCUAGAUGGCAGCCUGUAUGCUCAGAUAAAGAAACGGCGAGGUCCUGGCUCCGGUUCUCUCACCUCAACCAAUGGCAGCAGCCCAGGAGGAGCCCUCUCAGAAGAUAGACCUGAUCAUCUUAUCACUCAGGGUUCAGACUCUGCCCUCUCGGCCCAUUCCCUUAAUUUGAACCAAUUAUCUAUCCAUCCUGACCACCAAGAGGAGCCUAUUCGUCCACCACCACCAACCAGGCAGGAAAGGGAGGAGCUUGAACGACUUCUUGGAGGCAUUGAAGGAAACGUAGAUGGAGAGCGAGAGACCGCCAUUCUAGAUGAUGGAGAUUCUUUGCCGUCAGAAAGAACCGGGACACUGAGGCUUAAUCGGUCAUGUUCCUGCCGGGAUGGUUACAGGUCCCAGCGCUGUGCUGAGCCAGGCUGUGACCGCACCCUCCUCAUGCCUAAUGGCUACUGCCUUGAUCGAGCGCCUGGCACCAACGGGCACCAUGGGGCGACUCCUUCUGCUAGCCCCAACCCAGCUUCUCCUCCAUCACACAUGGAUCUGUGCCAACACUACAGCCCCCACUCCCACCAGUCCCUCCCACCUCCAGAUCUUGUGUGGGACCGUCAGAGUGGCCCAUCUCACUACCUUCACCGCUCUUGCUCAGAGACUCCGUCAUCUCGACAUAUCUGUCCGUACCCGUCCCCAGAUCUCACCCCCCACUCUCACAAUCAUUCGCAUCACCACCCCAUGUCUCCCCCGAAUCGCAUAUGCUGCAGAGAAGAUGACUAUGCACCCUACCAUCAUCUUCCUUCACCUCACAGCCAUCACCAUACCCAUCCGCACCACCCGAAACCCUCCACCAGCCCAACUUACCAUGAUAUAAUGCUAAUGGAUGGUCUGCCACCCCCUGGUUGUCCUUGUAGGGACUGCAGCAUCAGAAGAGAAGAUUCUGCGGCUUACCACAGCCUGAGGUUGGACCGCGGUGACAGCUUUCACUGGGACAGAGAGGCGGAGCUUCAGCAGAGGGAGGUGGGGCUUAGGAGGGCCAGGGAUGCUGAGUUACCUAGAGGGUCAGAGCUUCACUGGGAGAGGGAUCCUGGGUUGAGGCGAGGCAGAGAGCUGUCCCUCCAAUGGGAACGAGACAGGGAGGCUGAGCUGCAGUGGGAGAGGGACAGAGAGGCUGAAUAUUGGCACAGAAGAGCCACCGUAGCCUCCUACGGCCCACAGGGGCAUGAUCUUCCAGCCUUCACCUUUGACCCAUUGCCAGCAGGUCAUCCAGCUUAUCCAGAGGCAUCAAGGUCCCACGCUCAUUCCCACUUGGAUCUGAAGUACAGCAGCAGCAGCAGUGGGUACCAAACCCCUCGUCAGGUGUGCCCCUGCUCACCUUACCAGCCUUCACCAUCUGAAAGCAGAGGCUACGCCUCAGGCUACCAAUCCGAGUCCACGUCCCCACUGCCUCCCUCUUCCUCAAUGACAGGGCCCUGCAGCCACAGCAACGGGCCAGCAGACCAUAACCACCACCACCAUCCAGACUCACAGCAGUCAUACAGCUCGGACUCUCAUACUGAUGGCCUUCGUAGCUCUGGUGAAAGUGUGGGCUGGAGGGAUCACAUAACUCAUGGCUCCUUUAAGAGGGUCCACAGAGAUGGUCACGUUGCCUGCUCCACGCCAUCUGACAUGUCUGGACCGUCCACUCCUGUCCACACCAGCAGUCCUCUAUGCACACAGGAAAGUCCCAGUCCAGGAGGAAGAGAGUAUGAGAUCCGUACCACAGACAUCCUUGGCAAUGACUAUGAGGCUUCCCAGCCGCAGGAUGGACACUAUAGUGGUAAUCAUAUCAUUCAGGAUCCUCCAGGAAGUCCAAAAAGCAGCACUGAGAAGUCAUUAAAUCCAGUCAAAGAUACACCAUCACACACAGCAACUCCUGUUCAGACAGAAUCCUCCAACCACUGCACAGCACCAACAGACCCGUCCAUCAACAGUACCCAACAGCGGCACCUCAGCCCAGAGCCACCCCUAUCACCUUCUUCUGAUUCUGCAACACCAGCUAAAUCAAACCAGGAACAGUGCCAGAAUCCUUCUUUGCCUGUCCAUGCUUCACCUGCAGUGGAUAUGCACCCCGAACUUGGCUCUCUCACUCUCCAGACCCUUGCUCCAUCAGAAGCUGCUGCUCUGCCACCCUCCGUGGUGCAGGAGGUGUCCCAUCCUCAGAGCCAGACCCAAACCCAUGCUAAUGGCUCUGCAGGACUGACUUCAACAAUGAAACCUCACCCAGAAGCCUCCAAACCAACCAUCUCCAACACCACAUUUUCUCCUCCACCAUCAUCCCCGCAGCCUGCAUCCAGCAGCAUGGAAGGCUCCCCAGUCUCUGACACACCAGUCCCUGGUUUCGCCACCCUGGGAAGGAAGUUGAUGUUAAGUGGAUCAGACCCCCACCACCCAAAUCAUAUGCAGCACCACGUACCUCAACAUCACCACUACCCAUCCAUGGAGCACAGUGUCGCUCUGGACACUAGCAAGAGGCACUACUUUUCUGGUCACAUCCCACAACAUCACCCAGCCUCCUACGCCAACUAUUCCACCAUCUCCAUCCCCCUCCCUCACCCACAGCCACCUCUGCCAGAGAAGAGACAUCAGUCCACUCAGUUGGGAUCUUCCAGCGAUGGGGGGAGGCCAGCAGUGGGUCAUGUGCCUCCCUCCAACACCAGUACCACCCAGCAUCAACAUCAUGUCACAUUUUCUCCCACUGUAGGGGAAAUUGCACCCCCUGCAAGCCAAAAUGAUGAAGUAGCACCUGUGGUGCCUGAGACUGCCAACAGGGUCAGUGUUAAGUUUGUCCAGGACAGUUCGAGGUUCUGGUACAAGCCUGGCAUCUCUAGAGAGCAAGCAAUUGCAGCUCUAAAGGAAAGAGAGCCUGGAACCUUCCUGAUCAGGGACAGUAACUCUUUCCAGGGGGCCUAUGGCUUGGCCCUGAAGGUGGCCACGCCUCCUCCCAAUGUCAACAACCACAACGGCAAAGUGAGUGAUCCUCUGGAACAGCUGGUGAGACAUUUCCUAAUAGAAACAAGCCCUCGGGGAGUGAAGAUUAAAGGAUGUCAGAAUGAGCACCACUUUGGGAGUCUGUCUGCGCUCGUCUACCAACACUCCAUCACACCCAUCUCUUUACCAUGUGCUCUUAAAAUCCCUGAGAAAGACCUCAUAGGUGAGCUGCAGGAGGUUCAACCGGUAACCAGUAACAUCAGCACAGCUGCAGACCUGCUGAAACAAGGAGCAGCCUGUAAUGUCCUCUAUCUAAACUCUGUGGAAACUGAGUCACUGACUGGCCCACAGGCCAUCGCCAAGGCAUCAGAUGCCACCCUGGGUCGUCACCCGCGCCCUGCAGCGACUGUAGUCCAGUUUAAGGUGACAUCACAGGGUGUCACACUGACAGACAGCCAGCGCAGGGUUUUCUUUCGGAGACAUUACCCAGUGAGCAGCGUGACCUUCAGCAGCCUCGACCCAAAAGACAGAAGGUGGACUAACUCCGACAACACAACUGUUAAAGUGUUUGGAUUUGUUGCCAAGAAGCCAGGCAGCUUAGCAGAGAACGUCUGCCAUCUAUUUGCCGAGUUGGACCCCGAACAGCCAGCUACGGCCAUCGUCAACUUUAUCAACAAGGUCAUGCUGUCCCCGCGCAGAUAGACGCAGACAGCAGCAGUACCGACCAGGCAUUCACUGCUCUUUAAUGACUCUGUACUAGGUUGUGACAGUUGUGUCAUCAUUGUCCAUCAUUCCUACAGGUUGUUUUCAUUUUUCAUUUUCAGUCAUGUUGUACAGUCUCACAACUCCUCCCCGGAUGAGGAAGCCUUAGAAGAAACUGCCUUCCAAGAACAAGAACAAACAUUGAUCAGGGGCUGCUAUCAUGAGUCACAGCUUUGUUCAUCUCUGGGUCUGAGGUAUCACUGAGUGAGGUCACCAUGGUAACUGGUGCUACAGGUUCAUCUUAGCCAGCAGUAUUAAAACUCAUCAGGAGGUGAAGGCUCAAAACCGAGUCCUGUUGCCUACCACAUCUACAAAAAAAGUUUCUAAUAAAGAUUAAAAUAAGAACAAGAGAGUUAUCCAACAAUGAGUAGAAUCACUUUCCCAAACAGUAAUGGUAUAGAUGGUAAUUAAAUUACAUAAAUCUGCCUAUGACAUGAAAUAUGACUCAUGUAAAGCCAGCAGCCCUGCCCUGUUGGCUGAAAUCUUCACACAUUUUAGAUAAGUUAUCACUGUAGCUCUGAUUUCUAUACUUUUUAAUAGCUUUUUUUCUACAAAUAUGGUCAGUUAUUAAAACCAGUUUUAUUUCCAGCCGGAAAAUUGUAGAGUUUUGUUUCAGAGUUAGUCCUAUUAGUGGAAAAGAAAAGCCUGGUUUGAUGGUCACAUUUUUAUGCUUUUAAUAAACCUCCUGAGGAUGUGAUCUGAUUGUAUUCCAAGCAAAAACCAAGCUUUCUCCAAAAUCGCCUGAACUGUGGCCGACCCAGAGUAAUGAGGUCGGCCAGAGUCACCUGAAGUCGAACCUGUUGCUGGUAGGGAAUCCCAGGAUGAACUGAGCCGGCUGAAACACCUCAGUGAAGCCAGAGAUGGACUUGCUUCAUGAUACAAGCCUCUGGUUAAGUUAUAGUGUAGUAGCGCUUUAAUCACCAUGUUCGCGCUGCUGUCCAGAGGCACUUGAAGCAGCUUUACGGUAGUGGUAACAAAGAGGAUUUUUCCUUGCACUGUUUUGUACGAACAAAAGGCCCCCAGAGGUUCAUCGUUUAGAUUUUAUAACUAGCUUUUAAAACUGUUGUUUAUAUUUUUUUAUUGUUUCCACACAAAGAAAUUCCUUACUAUCCCAAUAAAAAGCAACCAAAGGCCUGAGGAUGUGAUUAACUUUCUGUAUGUAGAGAUGUUGAGGUGUAUUCUGAUGUAUGUAAAGCGUAUCGACAGCACCUUUGCCAGUUAAACACUUCUAAUCAUAAUCGACAAUCAUGUCUGUGUUCCACUCACGUACACUUCGACUCGGAGCAAGCCAGAGACCUAACUGAACGAAAGCAAACACGAACGUGAGGUUUUUAACUGUUGACAGGUGCGUGCGGGCGGGGGGGGGUGUGUGUGUGUGUGUCAGGGUAAACGUGUGGUGAGGUAGGUAAACAUAAGGGUCAGAUAAGGGUUUCGUCACGUCCACUGUUAAAAGUCAUGUAUGUGAAAUGGGGAAAAAGCCAAACAGAGAAGGAUGGGUGUGAAAUGUUUGCUGUUGAUUCACCACUUCACAACUUUUAAGACAACGCACACACACACACACACACAAAAACAAGCCAGUUGUCUAAAGACAGACAUUCUUAACCAAAGAUGAAGCACUCUUUUAUUAAUAAGCUUUUUAUUCACCUAUAUUUUUGUACUCAUUGCUUCCUGUAUUUGUAUUAUGCAUUUAUUUAGUGUUGUUUUAUUUGGUAGAAAAAAACACUACUUGUAUUACAACAAUAAUAUAUUGUGGUAUAUUUUCUGUGACUCUGUAUCAUGUAGUAAUAUAUUUUCACAUGCAGCUAUGGGGCGGCGUAUGAGACAAAAAGGAGACAUUCGUGUGUAUGGAAAGGUUGUUACGCCAUUUUGUAUGCAAAAUAUAAAAGAAAUAAAGUGAAAAGUUGUUACCUGA